Prorocentrum cordatum is the source of this 1087-nucleotide messenger RNA. Lineage: Eukaryota; Dinophyceae; Prorocentrales; Prorocentraceae. The record is from the annotation of a GenBank genome assembly.
UUCUCCUCCUCUUCCUCGCCCCCCUCCUCCUCCUCCCCCUUCCCCUCGGCCCGCUGCCUCAGAAGCCUCGUACUCCGCGAGCUGCCCCCCUGCUCCUCCUCCGGGGGCGCGGGCGCGCGCCGCUCGGCGAGAGACCCCUCCGCCCAUGGUGGAGCCCCUGCCGCUCCUGGCCCGAGGCCAGGGGCGCGCAGCCCGCCGCCCCCGCCGACCGGCGCUCGCCGUGGCGGCGGCGGCCGCCGUGGCCGCCGUGGCGCUGGUGCGCGGCCCGACGCCCGCGUGGGUGCACGGCGGCCGCGCCUCCGCCGCCGCCACCAGGCAGGGCUGCGGGGCCGCGCCAGGCCGCUGCGCGCCGCUGCGUGCCCAGCGGGCGGGGCGGCCGGGCGUCGGGCAGCCGCGCCCGCGGGACCGAGCCAGCCGCGGCGAGGACGAAACGCGCCCGCACCAAGCGGCCUCGGCGAAAGGACCCUGGCCUGGUGACCUCGUGGACGACCUCGACGUCCUCAUCGACGAGGAGGCGGAGGCAGAGGAGGGAGCGAGACCCACCGGGGAGACCGCGAACACGCUGAGGGGCAUCGCCACCAGGUACAAGGUGCUCGUCAAGAAGGGCGAGUUCGGGGAGGCGUACGGCCACCUCAUGUGGGGCAUCGGCGAACGCCAGAGGCUGGAGGGCGGCGAGGGGGUGCAGCGCCUCCUGCAGGCGGUCGAGCUGGAAUUCCUCUCGACCGUGUUCUUGGUGAUAUUCCUCUUGUCGAUCACUGGGUUUUUCAUCCUCACGAGGGAACAACCACCGCCCGAGGCCGUCGCCCAGGCCUCUGCGGCUGCUGGGGCCGUCUCGCAGGCCGCCGCGCCCGCCGAGGCCGUCUCCCAGGCCGCGGCGGCCGCGGGGGCCGGCAACUAGGAGCGCCCACGAUAGUUUAGCAGGGGGAGCUACCCCACUGACGAGGACGAGGAGGAGGCAAGUCGGCCUCUGGAGGGGACGCCUUUUUGAAGUGCCGCCGCGGCAGUUCCGUGGGCCGGCGCGCCGCGCGGGCUGGUCCCGCCGCAGAAUCGGACCGAGAUGUGAGCGUUCCCCGCUGGCCAGACAAAG